ACGAAUAGACUUAAUGAAUAAACACAAAUAUAUAGAUCAUUUAGGAAUAAACUAAAAAAAAACUAUAUGUAAAUCAAUUUGGAAUGGAGGGAGUAUGUCUGAAAGUAAGUCUAUCUAGCAUCCCUCACGUUCGUGCCGGGUCAACCCACCGUGCCAAGACAGCAGCCCAGGCACAGCCCAACUCUCGGGCCCGUCAUCAAUCGGGCCAUGCCAUGCCUGGGCUGGGCCAAAGCACCUUGCCAUGAGCCUGGCUGUCGGCCCUCGGGCCAUAUGGCCAUCUAUAAUGAGACCUGGUUCGAGUUCCUCCAUCUAUUCUCGGUCUAUGGCGACUGGGGAGGCAGCAUGCAAAAGCGGGGAGCGGGGGUUAGAAGGAUUAAGGAUAUGUGUGGGUGGGUUCCUGGAUCCGGCGCAGAGGUGUGCUGGGGCGGCCAUCGGCUGGCAGCCGGCUGGAUCCAGUGCGGGUGGGGGCUCUGCUCCUACCGACAUGCAGCGGCGGCGGCGACCGACGACGGUGGUGUCUCCCCUCUCCCGGCGUUGCCAUCGACAGCGAAAGCAGCGAUCUCUUAAAAUUUGAGAGAGUAUUUAUCCAAGCUAAUAAUUCAGUGAAUUUACAAAUCGAGAGUAAUGGCAGAAGCAGUGAUACUUUUAGUUGUGAAGAAAAUUGGUGCUGCUCUAGGAAAUGAAGUAAUCAACCAAGCAAGUUCACUGUACAGAAACUUGUUUGCACAGCUUGCAGAACUCCAAGGCAGCAUGAGCCGCAUAUGUCGUGAGCUUAGGUUGAUGCAUGAAUUUCUUUGCAGAAUGGACGUACGCAAUCGAAAUGAUCAGGCAUAUGAAAUUUGGGUGGAUGAGGUGCGGAAGCUAGCACAUGGAAUUGAGGACAUAGUAGAUGAGUAUCUACACUUAGUAAGGCAGAGACAUGACAAAGGAUGGAGCUUUUAUCUGAAGAAGGGAAUCAAUCAACCUGAAGCUUUGCGUUCAUUAAACCGGAUGGUCUGCCUCAUAAAGGAAGCAGAGUCCAGUCUCGUCCACCUAUUUCAAGUAAAAGAUCGAUGGAUUCCUAAUGCAAGCCCUGGGUAUGCCAACAAUUCUGGCUAUAUUGUCGAGAAGUCCCAACAUCUAGCAAGUACUUCCCGUUCUAUUUGCGAAGAUCUCGUGGGAAUCGAAGAAAACAGAGAUACAUUGUUCAAUUGGAUGAGAGAAGAUGGGAUGGCAUGCUCUACAAUAGUUCUUCAUGGCAUGGGAGGCCUUGGUAAAACAGCUCUAACUGCAAAUGUGUACAAGCAUGAACAAGAAUAUUAUGACUGUCAUGCAUGGGUAUCUGUUUCACAAACAUAUUCGCUGAUGGAGCUCUUAAAAAAGCUAAGCGUCCAGCUUUUUCAUGAGGAAAAUAUUCAGAGUAAUAUUGGCAGUAUCGACAUAAUCAAUCUUCAGGAGAUACUUAGGAGAUUCCUUGAAGAGAAGAAAUACUUGAUAGUGUUGGACGAUGUUUGGACACCAGAAGUAAUCAUCGAUAUGUCAAGAGCUCUUGCUCAGAAUUUUAAGGGAAGUAGAUUGCUGAUUACUACACGUAUUGGUAAUGUUGCAGAAUUCGCAUCGGAAGGACGUGUGCUAACACUAGAGGGUUUGUCAGAAGGAAAGUCUUGGGAACUUUUUUGUAAGAAAGCUUUCCGGAGAGAAGCAAAUCACGAAUGUCCCACUGAGCUGAAGAAUUUGGCGACACAAAUGUUGAACAAGUGUAAAGGCUUGCCUCUUGCUAUUGUGUCUGUUGGAAGCCUAUUGUCCGUGCGUGAGAAGAAUCCAACAGAAUGGAGACGAAUUUAUGACCAACUCAGUUGGGAGCUGAAUAACAACCCAGGCUUAGACCACGUUAGGAAUAUUCUGUACUUAAGCUUCAUAUACCUCCCAACUUAUCUGAAGAGUUGUUUCCUGUAUUGUACCUUGUUUCCAGAGGACUAUAUUCUUCAUCGGAAGAUGCUUUUAAGGUUAUGGAUUGCAGAGGGGUUCAUUGAGGAAAAGGGUGAGAAUACAUUCGAAGAUGUGGCGGAAGGCUAUUUAAUUGAGCUGGUUCACAGAAAUAUGCUGCAGCUUAUGGAAUGCAACUCAUUUGGCAGAAUAAAAUCCUGUAAGAUGCAUGACAUUGUUCGUGAGUUGGCGAUUGACCUGUCUCAGAAACAAAGUUUUGGUCUUGCAUACUACGAGUAUGGAAAUCGUUGUAGUACCAUGGACACAAGCAUACGCCGUCUCGCGGUAGCUAAAUGCAGCAAUAAUAUUUUAUCAAGUAUAUGCUUACCUCGUCUUCGAUCUUGCAUUGUAUUUGAUAAGGCCAUGCCAUCCUUGAGAAUAAUUAAGUCAAUAUCAGACAAGUCAAAGUACAUUGUUGUACUAGAACUACGUGGGCUGGCGAUUGAAAAAGUGCCAGAUGCUGUUGGAUGCCUUUUCAACCUACGCUAUUUGGGUUUGCGCCAUUCGAAGGUGAAGUUUCUCCCCAAGUCCGUGGAGAGGCUCUCCAACUUAUUGACGUUGGAUAUUUUCAACUCCUACAUACAAGAACUGCCUCAAGGAAUAGUCAAGCUGAAGAGUCUGAGGCACUUACUUGUUGAGAGAAUCAAUGAUCCGUCAUGGAGGGAUUUUAGAAGUCGCCACGGUGUUUGCAUCCCAAAGGGUCUUUCGAAUUUCACAAAUCUGCAGACAUUACAUGCAAUUGAAGCACAGGACCGGACUGUUAAAGACUUGGGGGAGUUGACACAGCUAAAAAGCUUAAGGGUGUGGAAUGUGAAGGAAAUCCACUGUGAACGCCUCUGCGUGUCUAUACUUAAGAUGAGAUUUUUGUACCACAUUCAUAUAGCUGCAUGUGACGAGAGUGAGGUUCAACUGAAUAAGCUAGAUCCCCCACCGCUAAGCCUUCAGAAACUCUGUUUGAGAGGGAGAUUGGCAGAGGGGACACUUGAGUCUCCUCUUUUCCAAACUGGUGGACAGAAAUUGCGUGGACUUUUUCUUGUUUGGUCUCAGUUGAAACAAGAUCCCCUCCCGCCUAUCUCUCGAUUAUGUAAUCUGACACAGCUGAAUCUUACAAGAGCAUAUGUUGGGGAACUGUUAAUAUUCAGGAGCGGUUGGUUUCCCAGUUUGAAGUUUCUGUUACUGCGGGACUUGCCUAAUCUACAUCGGUUAGAGAUUGAGGAAGGUGCCGGGAUAGGUAUUCGUGUUUUGCAGCUUAGACACCUUGACAAGCUGAUGGAUAUUCCACCUGGCAUCGAGUUUCUUCCAUCCCUCCAACGUCUAUGCUUUGUCCAUAUCAGUGAAGAUUUCCUUGCAUUGCUAAAUCGGUGUUCUAGGCUCAAGCACAUUCAGUGGUGGUAUUCAACGCAUGAUCAGCCUCUGACGAAGAAAUCUCAAUCUUGAUGGCUUGCUAGGGCUGGCAGCCUGUCGAAGGCAAUGGAGAAGCAGAGUUCAAACAUGUGUGUGAUUCCUUGCCUCAUUCAUCAUCCUUGACAAUUGUGUAUGCACCCAGUAUUCCAUCAGAUAGGGCUAGGGAGCGAAAUUGUUUCACGUUUCACUCUCACUUAUAAAGUCAUAUUUGUUGUAUGUGUACCUUGAUGUGUUUUUCUUUGGUAUAAUCGGUUACACGACCUUACUGGUGGCCUGUACAUUUGUAGUUUACACCAAUGUGGCAUUUGUAAAAUCUUCCAAAAGUUACUGGCAUGUUUGACAAGACAUAUUUCCUUAGGAACUCUGUUAAUGUUUUAGUGUAGUCUGUAGAGCCAUUUACAGUUUGCGGAGUAUUAAAGAGAUAAAUAUGUUUGUUCUAAGUUUCCAUGUUGGAGCGAAAUAGCGAAUGGAUUGAGUGAUGUUCUAUACCUUAUAUAUGUCUGUCAAUAGGGAUGUUACACGACUUAUUAUUUCAGAAUUCAAUUGUGUUGGUACAAUGGUACUUUAGAUUGUUUGCAUAUCAUCAUCACAAUUGUAUAUGCACCCAGUGUUUUGUUGAAUCGGUCUACGGAAUGAAAUUAUUUUGUGUUUCA
Molecule: messenger RNA, 4022 nt
Organism: Oryza sativa Japonica Group (Japanese rice)
Lineage: Eukaryota; Viridiplantae; Streptophyta; Magnoliopsida; Poales; Poaceae
Product: disease resistance protein RPM1
Biological process (GO): defense response to other organism
Molecular function (GO): ADP binding
Source: RefSeq, a predicted model, not a curated record